This is a messenger RNA of Musca vetustissima, 612 nucleotides long. RefSeq lists its product as uncharacterized. The transcript has 2 exons. The record is from RefSeq and is a predicted model, not a curated record. The coding region runs from base 1 to 612 and encodes 203 amino acids. NCBI's taxonomy places the organism in Eukaryota, Metazoa, Arthropoda, Insecta, Diptera, Muscidae.
AUGAAGUGGGAAAUUUUGAAAUUUUUAAUUACAUUCGGUGCGGUUUUAUUGUUUUGUAAUCAAAACUGUUUGGCUUGGCGUUCCUACAAAAUCAUCUUUACCACCUUCGAGUAUGAAGUCAAUCCCAAACACCUGAAAGCCAAUAUUCAGAUACAAAACACCACCGGUGAGACCACUCUAAAUAUUAUGCUAAAUGUCUUGUCGGAUAUUGAUGACAUUGUCCUCAACUAUGAUGUGGCAAUUGAGGGCGAUCAACCGAAUAACUUUACCACAAUUGUGAAACGGAAAAUUGAAUUUUGUAAAUUUCUUCAGGAACGUCCCGAUGGUAUGGGUUUUCGUCGCCACUAUGAAGAUAUCCUCAAACAGGAUUCAUUUAUUAGAAAUUGCCCUUUGAAGAAGAAUUCGGUUUUUACAUUACGCAAUUAUAAUAUUGAUGAAGAGCUAUUACCACAAUAUGUUCCCGAAACGCAUUUCUAUGUGGAUCUACAAAUGGAUAUGAGGAGGAGAGCGGCGGCACCAGGAGAUGUGGAAAUGUUGCUCAAGGGUCGUAUCAAUGGCAGCAUUGAUAAAUCAAAGGGUUUUAAUAAUUUGAAAAUGUUUAGCAUGGGUUAA